Molecule: messenger RNA, 2277 nt
Organism: Fraxinus pennsylvanica
Lineage: Eukaryota; Viridiplantae; Streptophyta; Magnoliopsida; Lamiales; Oleaceae
Source: the annotation of a GenBank genome assembly
AUGAAUUCCACGGAAUCGAUGAAGCUGCUGUUGGCGGCGAGCGGCGGCGACACUGUCAAGCUCUUCGACAUCUCAACGGAGCCACGGGACCCCUGUGUUCUUUCCUACGCGCCAUCUCCGAGUUGCCGAGUCAACUCAGUCAAGUGGAACUGCAACAAUUUGGUGGUGGCCAGUGCCGGCGAUGAUAAGAAAAUAUCUUUUCGUUGGAAAAAUGGACAGGGUUUGUGGACUGUCCCUGCCAAAACCGAUAGUGGGGAAAGUAUUGAGCCACAGGAGACUAUAUCAACAAUCAGCUUUAGCAACAAAGGAUCCCGAUAUCUUUGUUCUGGCGGAACUGGUAAAAUUGUAAGAAUAUGGGAUUUGCAGAAGAAGCGAUGUGUCAAAUGGUUGAGAGGUCACACUGAUACAAUAGCAGGUGCAUUGUACAACUGCAAAGAUGAGCACAUAGCUUCCAUUAGUCGUAAAGGGGAUCUUAUACUUCACAAUCUUGCUUCUGGUACAAGGGCUGCUGAACUGAAGGAUCCUAAUGGACAGGUUUUGGGGGUGCUCGAUUAUUCUCGAAUGAGCAGGCACCUUUUGGUUACUGCUGGGGAUGAUGGAUCCAUCCACUCGUGGGAUACAACUGGUCGCAGCCCAAAGGUCUCUUGGUUGAAGCAGCAUUCUGCACCAACUUCCGGCAUUAGUUUUUCACCAUUAAACGACAAGAUUAUUGCUAGUGUUGGUCUGGAUAUGAAGUUAUACACUUUUGACUCAGGAUCUAAGAAGCCGACUUCUUGCAUUCCUUAUGAGGCACCGUUUUCUUCCCUGGCAUUCACAGAUGAUGGACUAACCCUGGCAGCCGGUACGACAACUGGUCAGAUUGUAUUCUAUGAUGUUCGUGGGAAGCCACAACCAAUCACUGUUCUUCGUGCUUACGGGAAUUCUGAGGCUGUCUCAAGUCUUUGCUGGCAGAGAUCAAAACCUGUAAUUGUAAAUGAAAGCAGCUGCACAGAUGAAACUGCGCUCCUGGCAGGUGAUGUAGGAGACUCAUUUUUGAUGCCUGAUCCACUUCCUUCUAUGACAUCCUCAAGCCUUUCUAUGUCCACAUCAGUGUUCGGAUCUCGAAAUCCUAGCAAUUCAGAAGAAACAUCUGUUAGAAGCAGCUUCUUGACAGGUGGAACUCUGGCUAGAUUACAUGCACCUCGCAGUUAUAACUUCAAGGAUGAUAUGGAGGUGUUUUCUCCACUUGUGGAAGUUCAACCAAUUACACCCUCCCUUGAUAAAUUGUGGGGUGAUCGUGAGGGUCCAAAGAAAGACCUAGAUAAGAAACCAUCUUUUCUGUAUCCUUCUUCUAGGAGGUUUGCUCUUUCAGAGGAGGAGGCCAAUGAUAGCCAUCCAAUUUUUGACUGGAAAUCCAAUUCAACUUCCAAACAGGAUGACAUGCAUUCUACCUUGUCACAAUUGACAUCCACCACUGCCCCCACAUAUGGUGAUGACUCCUCCAUAACUCCACCAGAAUCUUGGGGUGGCGAGAGAUUUUCAGACAAAUUAAUUCACCUUCGUCAGUCAGUCAACGCACCUUCUCGUUUUUCAAUGUUGACGUCCAGCAGUUUAUCAUCAGGAUCCAUGCUGUCUGGGUUACAAGAUGUUAGUCUCCCAACAAGUCAGAGCACGAGCACAAGCAGUCUAACAUCAAGCCUGGGCCUGGCCAAUUUGCGUGUCAGGGAAACCUCCCAUCAAGAAACUCUAUUAGGAACUUCAGAACAUCUUGCCCAAAACCUUACGGGUAAGGGUAAUGCUGAUUCUCUCAGUCCUGCCUUCUCUCUUCAUAGAAGAUUCUCCAGUUAUGCCGAGAGAAUAGGUGCUACACCAUCCUUCAGCGAUGCAGCAGUAGGUUCACCAAAAACUAAGAAAACUGGAGCAGAAACAAGGGAAGAACUUCUUAACAGCCUGUUAUUGCGGUCUGGCAUGUCAUCUGCCACUGAAGCUGCGGUCGUUCCAACUAUAAAUGGUGAAAUCCCACAACUUCAGGAAACUUCAUUGCAGCCCGAUUUGCAGCAGGGAACUUCAUUUACACUUCAGCUGUUUCAGCACAAACUUGAAGAGACUCUUGCUUCAUUUCAGAAAUCCAAUCAUGAAGACAUUCGAAAUCUUCACAUAGAAAUUUUAAGACAAUUCCACAUGCAGGAGAUGGAGAUGUCGAGUUUCAUGGGAUUGAUCUUGGAAAACCAGGCUGAGAUUAUGAAGGAAAUUCAAUUGCUUAGAAAGGAAACGCAGCAGCUGCGUCAAUUACUGUAA